Messenger RNA from Hyaena hyaena (striped hyena), 3729 nucleotides. RefSeq names its product NPHS1 adhesion molecule, nephrin (gene NPHS1). The transcript is spliced from 29 exons. Gene Ontology annotation, molecular function: cell adhesion molecule binding. Gene Ontology annotation, cellular component: cell-cell junction. Gene Ontology annotation, biological process: cell-cell adhesion. Lineage: Eukaryota; Metazoa; Chordata; Mammalia; Carnivora; Hyaenidae. The coding region runs from base 1 to 3729 and encodes 1242 amino acids. The record is from RefSeq and is a predicted model, not a curated record.
AUGGCCCUGAGGACACGCACCAGGGCUCCCCUGCUCCUUCUGGGCCUGCUGACCACAGGCCUGGCCCAGUUGCCGCUCCCUGCCUCAGCCCCCCGAGGCUUCUGGGCUCUGCCUGAAAACUUGACGGUGGUGGAGGGGGCCGCUGCUGAGCUGCGGUGUGGGGUCAGCGCCCCUGGCAGUGCGGUGCAAUGGGCCAAAGACGGGCUACUCCUAGGUCCUGAUCCUAGGAUCCCCAGCUUUCCGAGGUACCGUCUGGAAGGGGACCCUGACAGAGGUGAAUUCCACCUGCAUAUUGAAGCGUGUGACCUCAGCGACGAUGCAGAGUAUGAAUGUCAGGUCGGCCGCUCAGAGACAGGCCCUGAGCUCGUGUCUCCCAGAGUGAUCCUCACCAUCCUGGUGCCCCCCAAGAUGCUUCAGCUGACCCCUGAGGCAGGAAGCACAGUCACGUGGGUAGCUGGGCAGGAGUACGUGGUCAGCUGUGUGUCUGGGGAUGCAAAGCCAGCACCUGACAUCACCUUCCUCCAGAGUGGACAAACAAUUUCUGACAUCUCUGCUAAUGUGAAUGUGGGGUCCCAGGAGAAACUCUUCACCACAGAGGCCACAGCCAGGGUGACACCCCAGAGCUCAGAUAAUGGGCAGCUGCUGAUCUGUGAGGGGUCCAGCCCAGCAUUGGACACCCCUAUCCGGGUCUCAGUCACCAUGAAUGUUCUGUUUCCCCCAGGACCUCCUGUCAUUGAAUGGCCAGGCCUGGACGAGGGGCAUGUGCGGGCAGGACAGAACUUGGAGCUGCUGUGUGUGGCCCGAGGGGGGAAUCCGCCAGCCACACUGCAGUGGCUGAAGAAUGGCCAGCCCAUGUCCACAGCAUGGGGCACAGAGCAUGCUGAGGCAGUGGCCCGAAGCAUGCUAGUGAUGAUCGUGAGACCGGAAGACCAUGGGGCGAGGCUCAGCUGUGAGGCCCACAACAGUGUAUCUACAGGAAUCCAGGAACGCGGGGUCACACUGCAAGUCACCUUCCCCCCCAGUGCCAUUACCAUCCUGGGGUCUGCAUCCCAGUCUGAGAACAAGAACGUUACGCUCUCCUGCAUCACCAAGUCCAGUCGCCCACGGGUCCUGUUGCGGUGGUGGCUGGGUUGGCGGCAGCUGCUGCCCACAGAAGACAUGGUCAUGGAUGGCCUGCAUGGUGGCCACAUCUCCAUGUCCAACUUGACAUUCCUCGUGCGACGGGAAGACAAUGGUCUGACCCUCACGUGUGAAGCCUUCAGUGAGGCCUUCACCAAGGAGACCUUCAAGAAGUCACUUACCCUGAAUGUGAAAUACCCUGCCCAGAAGUUGUGGAUAGAGGGCCCCCCAGAGGGACAGCGACUCCGGGCUGGGACUCGAGUGAGGCUGGUGUGUUUGGCCAUUGGAGGCAACCCAGACCCAUCUCUUACCUGGUUCAAGGACUCCCGUGCGGUGACCGAACCGCGGCCGCCCCAGGAGCCGCGGCGGGUGCAGCUGGGAAGUCUGGAGAAGUCUGGGAGCACCUUCUCCCGCGAGCUUGUACUGAUCACGGGUCCGUCGGACAACCAAGCCAAGUUCACGUGCAAGGCGGGUCAGCUCAGCGCAUCCACGCAGCUUGUGGUGCAGUUUCCCCCAACAAACGUGACGAUCCUGGCCAACGCGUCGGCGCUGCGCCCGGGGGAUGCCUUAAACUUGACUUGCGUCAGCGUUAGCAGUAACCCGCCUGUCAACUUGUCAUGGGACAAGGAGGGGGAGAGGCUGGAAAGUGUGGCCAUACCACCCCGAAGUGCCCCAUUCAAAGGAUCUGCAGCAGCCAGGAGUGUCCUUCUGAGAAUGUCAUCCCGUGACCACGGCCAUCGAGUGACCUGUCGAGCCCACAGCAUUGAGCUACAGGAAACCAUGAGUGCCUUCUACCGCCUCAAUGUUCUGUACCCUCCAGAGUUCCUGGGGGAGCAGGUGCUUGUGGUGACUGCCGUGGAGCAGGGCGAGGCACUGCUGCCGGUGUCUGUGUCUGCCAACCCUGCCCCAGAGGCCUUCAACUGGACCUUCCGGGGCUACCGCCUCAGCCCAGCUGGUGGCCCUCGGCAUCGCAUCCUGUCUGGUGGAGCUCUGCAGCUAUGGAAUGUGACCCGUGCUGACGAUGGCCUCUAUCAGCUGCAUUGCCAGAACUCAGAGGGCACCGCUGAAGCGCUAGUGCGGCUGGAUGUACACUAUGCUCCCAUUAUACGAGUUCUCCAGGACCCUACUGAGGUGAAUAUUGGGGGUUCUGUGGACAUAGUCUGCACCGUUGAUGCCAAUCCCAUCCUUCCAGGGAUGUUCAGCUGGGAGAGGCUGGGAGAAGAAGAGGAGGACCAGAGCCUGGAUGACAUGGAGAAGAUGUCAAAGGGAUCCACAGGGCGACUUCGAAUUCACCAUGCCAAACUGGCCCAGGCUGGUGCUUACCAGUGCAUUGUGGACAAUGGAGUAGCACCUCCAGCCCGAGGGCUGGUCCGACUUGUUGUCAGAUUUGCUCCUCAGGUGGAACACCCAACACCCCUAACUAAGGUAGCAGCAGCUGGAGACAGCACCAGUUCUGCCACCCUCCACUGUCGUGCCCGGGGCGUCCCCAACAUUGUCUUCACUUGGACUAAAAAUGGAGUCGCUCUGGAUCUCCAGGAUCCCAGAUACACAGAACACACAUACCACCAGGGUGUGGUCCACAGCAGUCUCCUGACCAUUGCCAACGUGUCUGCGGCCCAGGAUUAUGCCCUGUUCACGUGCACAGCCACCAACCCCCUUGGCUCAGACCACACCAACAUUCAACUCGUCAGCAUCAGCCGCCCAGAUCCCCCAACAGGAUUAAAGGUCAUGAGCAUGACCCCAUACUCGGUGGGGUUGGAAUGGAAGCCUGGCUUUGAUGGGGGUUUGCCACAGAGGUUCCAAAUCAGGUAUGAGGCUCUGGGGACCCCAGGGUUCCUCUACAUGGAUGUCCUACCACCUCAGGCCACCACCUUCACACUGACUGGGCUGCAGCCUUCUACACGAUACAGGGUCUGGCUGCUGGCCAGCAACGCCCUGGGGGACAGCGGACUAAUGGACAAGGGGUCCCAGAUCUCUGUCGCCACCCCAGGUCUAGACCAGCCUUCCGGAGAACCUGACUAUCAGCUGCCCACAGAGCAGCCUGAAGGACACUCAGGGCUGCCCCUGCUGCCUGUGCUGUUUGCUGUUGGGGGUCUUCUGGUGCUUUCUAACAUCUUCUGUGUUGGGGGAUUCCUCUGGCAGCGGAGACUGAGGCAUCUUGCUGAAGGCAUCUCAGAGAAGACAGAGGCAGGGUCGGAGGAGGACCGGGUCAGGAAUGAAUAUGAGGACAGCCAGUGGACUGGAGGCCAGGACACUCGAAGCUCCACGGUUAGCACAACAGAUGUAGAGCCGUAUUACCACUCCAUGAAGGACUUCAGGCCCCAGCUGCCACCAACACUGGAGGAGGUGUCUUAUCCCCAAGGUCUCACACAUAUUGAAGAGGAAGAUAUGGCCUUUCCUGGACACCUGUAUGAUGAGGUGGAAAAACUGUAUGCCCCAUCUGGGGCCUGGGGACCCUUGUACGAUGAAGUACCAAUGGGCCCCUGUGAUCCCUGCUGGCCUGAGGAGACAUAUGAAGAUACCAGAAGAAUCUAUGAUCAGGUGGCAGGAGACUUUGACCCGAUGGAACCUGAUUCUCUACCUUUUGAGCUGAGGGGACAUCUGGUGUGA